Molecule: messenger RNA, 2091 nt
Organism: Musa acuminata AAA Group (dessert banana)
Lineage: Eukaryota; Viridiplantae; Streptophyta; Magnoliopsida; Zingiberales; Musaceae
Product: pentatricopeptide repeat-containing protein At1g14470-like
Exons: 1
Coding region: 34-1959 (641 amino acids)
Molecular function (GO): protein binding
Source: RefSeq, a predicted model, not a curated record
CUUCCCGGUUGUCUUCGUGCUCUUAGCCGUUGCAUGUCUCACGAUCCGGCCGUACCGCCCGGUCGGAUCAAAAGCCUCGACCACCUCAAGCAAUUUCAUGCCCGUGUCAUCCGCCGAACACCCCUUGAUGGCUCGCACCACGUUGCCGCUACCCUCCUCGUCGCUCACUGCGCGGGCAUCGGCGCCCCUCUGCACUAUGCUCGCCUCCUGUUCGAUUCAAUUCCGCACCCGGACGCCCGCUCCUUCGCCUCCAUCCUCCGUAUCUGCUCCCGCUCUGGCGCCCAUGACGACGUCGUCUUCCUCUUCCGCCGGAUGUCCCGCCUCGCCGUCACGCCGCACGCACCCUCCGUGUUCCCUGUUUUGAUCAAAUCGCUCGGCCCUGCAGCUGCUUGUGCCCACAGCCUCGUCUUGAAGCUGGGUCAUCAUCGGGAUCUGUUCGUCCGAAACGCGGUGAUGAGUUCCUACGCUCAUCACGGGCCCGUCGAGACCGCGAGAAGACUGUUCGAUGAAAUGCCGGAGAAAGCGGUUGCGGACUGGAACGUCAUGCUAUCGGGGUACUGGAAGUGGGGCCGCAAGGAGGAAGCGCUUAGAACGUUCGAUUUGAUGCCAGAACGUAACGUGGUCUCGUGGACUGCGAUGGUUACCGGGCUGUCAAGGCUGAGGGAGCUGGAGGCUGCUCGGAGGUUCUUUGACUGGAUGCCGGAGAGGAGCGUUGUCUCGUGGAAUGCAAUGCUAUCGGGUUAUGUGCAGAACGAUCGGCUGGAUGAAGGGUUGAGACUGUUCGACCAAAUGGUCAGUGCUGGAGUUCGUCCCAAUGAGACCACAUGGGUCUCCAUCAUCGCGGUGUGCUCCGCAAAGGGUGAUAUAAGGUUUGCCGAAUCCAUAGCAAGUAUAAUUAUGGAGAGGAAGGUGCCCAUGAAUUGCUUCCUCAAGACGGCCUUGAUCGACAUGUAUGCUAGUUGUGGAAAUUUGGUGAAGGCAAGGAUGAUCUUCGACGAGAUGGAAGAUCGGAAUUCGGCGUCUUGGAAUGCUAUGAUAGCCGCGUAUGCAAAGGAAGGUGAUCUAAAUGCAGCAAGGGAGCUGUUUGACAGCAUGCCAGCUAAGGAUGUGAUCUCAUGGAACACGAUGAUCUCGGGUUACUCGCAGAAUGGUCGAUUUGAUCUUGCUAUGGAACUCUUUAGGGAUAUGACGAUGGUGAAGGGAUUGGUGCCAGACGAAGUUACGAUGUCGAGUCUUAUCUCUGCUUGCGGGCAUUUGGGAUCUCUCGAACAUGGAAAAUGGUUGGUACGCUACAUGCAGGAGAACCAAAUCAAACUGACUGUUUCUGUAUACAAUGCACUCAUCUUCAUGUACUCAAGUUGCGGAAGCUUGGAAGAAGCUAAGAGAGUUUUCGAGGAAAUGCCAAAGAGGGAUGUGUCAUCUUACAACUCGUUGAUUUCAGGCUUAGCAGCUAACGGCGAUGGGCAUGAAGCACUUGCACUGAUGAGGCAGAUGGAAGAAGGUAUAAAACCCAAUGCCAUCACGUACCUCGGUGUCUUGACUGCUUGUAGCCAUGCAGGUCUGACAGAGGAAGGAUGCAGGGUGUUUGAGAUGAUCGAAUCCCCUACGGUCGAUCAUUAUGCUUGCAAGGUGGAUUUACUGGGUCGAGCUGGGCGAUUAGACGAAGUGAAGAAGGUGAUCGAUGAUAUGCCCGUGAGGCCACAUGCUGGCGUCUAUGGGGCUCUGCUUCACGCAAGUCGAAUCCAUAAAAGGGUUGAGCUAGGGGAGUUUGCAGCAGAAGAGCUGUUCAAGCUGGAACGAGAGGAUGCAGGCAACUAUGUUUUGCUAUCUAAUAUCUAUGCAUCUGCAAGGAAAUGGGAGUUUGUGGAGAAGGUUAGGAGAGAGAUUAGAGAAAGAGGUGUUGACAAAGUGAGUGGGUGUAGCCGGAUAGAAUUGGAUGGUAAGUUGCACCUUCAAUAAAACAUGGGCUCUUCUUGGUAGUCUAGUGUUGGCAAAGGAAGAUGAGUGAAUUAGGUGAGACCACCAUGCAUGUACCUUUUUAUCGGAUGUGAAUCAUAAAGGAAGAAGAGGACGCUUAUAAACAUUCUUUCA